Molecule: messenger RNA, 441 nt
Organism: Cryphonectria parasitica EP155
Lineage: Eukaryota; Fungi; Ascomycota; Sordariomycetes; Diaporthales; Cryphonectriaceae
Exons: 1
Source: RefSeq, a predicted model, not a curated record
GACGUUUCGACCUUGGUUCAGCAUAUGAACCAGAUCCUCCAAGACAUCCACGCCACCAUCACAUCUCUAGACCUGAAGGUGCACGAUGAGAAGCUUGAUGCUCUCGAGGCGUGGCGGGACAGCGCCGUUGCAGAGCUUCAGGAGGUCUUCCAGAAGGAGUCUGGCGACCUCAGCCAAAAGCGCAGGGCUGAGCGGGAUGAGAUUACCGAGAAGCGCCGGAAAGAAGACGAGGAGAUAGCCGCCCGUCGACAGAGGGAAGACGACGAGCUUCAUGGUCGCGACCAAAGGAAGGAUGCGGAGCGGAUGACGAAACUCGAGGGCGCCAAGAAGAGCACUGAGGACGAGGCCGAUGCUAAGAUGAAGGAGGUAGAGGACGAGGCAGAACGAAUGCUGCAAGAGAGGAACAAAAAGCUCAGCGAGCUGGGAGAGAAGAGACGGGUG